This is a messenger RNA of Heterobasidion irregulare TC 32-1, 2184 nucleotides long. Its product is annotated as catalase. Gene Ontology annotation, molecular function: heme binding; catalase activity. The coding region runs from base 1 to 2184 and encodes 727 amino acids. Gene Ontology annotation, cellular component: cytosol. Lineage: Eukaryota; Fungi; Basidiomycota; Agaricomycetes; Russulales; Bondarzewiaceae. The transcript is spliced from 8 exons. Gene Ontology annotation, biological process: response to oxidative stress; hydrogen peroxide catabolic process. The record is from RefSeq and is a predicted model, not a curated record.
AUGUCUUCUCGCACCGCUAAAAUUGAUGACCUUCAGCGAAAUAUUGUUCAGCCCACAGACGCCAGUAGGAAUUAUCUGACUACAGACCAUGGCGUCAAAGUGUCCGACACCGAUAACUGGCUGAAGAUUUCAGACGGAACCCACAUCGGACCUCACCUUCUUGAAGAUCAAAUUGGUCGUGAAAAAAUAUCUCAUUUCGACCACGAGCGUAUUCCCGAACGCGUCGUGCACGCUCGUGGCGCCGGUGCUUUUGGCUAUUUCAAGCUUUUAAAUGAUCAUGCGGCCAAGUACACUUCUGCGCCUGUGCUCACCGACACUUCAUGCACGACGCCCGUGUUUGUGCGCUUUAGCACUGUCCAAGGCUCUCGUGGGAGUGCUGAUACAGUCCGAGACGUCCGUGGAUUCGCGAUCAAGUUCUACACGCAGGAAGGAAACUGGGAUAUUGUCGGCAACAACAUGCCCGUCUUCUUCAUUCAGGAAGCAAUUAAAUUCCCAGAUUUCGUUCAUGCAGUCAAACCUGAACCUAAUAACGAAGUUCCGACUGGGCAGAGCGCGCACAACAACUUUUGGGACUUUGUUGGACUACAGCCAGAAGCGGCUCACAUGGUUAUGUGGGUCAUGUCAGACCGCGGCACUCCACGCUCGUUCAGGAUGAUGCAGGGUUUUGGAGUCAAUACGUACACGCUCUUCAAAGAAUCAGGCGAGCAAUACUUCGUGAAGUUCCACUUUAUUCCGGAGCUCGGUGUCCACAGUCUCAUGUGGGACGAGGCCCUCAAAGUUUGCGGUCAAGACCCAGACUUCCAUCGCAAAGACCUCUUCGAUGCCAUCGACAGUGGCUGCCCGGCGAAGUGGAAAUUCUGCAUUCAAGUGAUACCUCAAUCCAGGGAGCAUGACUUCGAGUUCGAUAUUUUGGACGCCACGAAAAUUUGGCCAGAAGAGCUUGUUCCCCUUGAAGAGAUUGGAGAGUUAGUUUUGGAUCGUAACGUCGAUGAGUAUUUCCCGCAGGUUGAGCAGGCAGCGUUCUGCACCUCGCACGUCGUGCCCGGUAUAGGUUUCAGCGACGAUCCUCUCCUACAGGGCCGGAACUUCUCGUAUCUCGAUACGCAGAUCACGCGGUUGGGUACCAAUUGGCAGGAGCUCCCUGUAAAUCGCCCUAUCUGCCCUGUUCUCAAUCAUCAGCGCGACGGUCGAUUGCGGCACCGAAUAACGUCUGGUAGCAUCAACUACUGGCCCAAUCGCAAGGACCUUCUGCCGCCUGUUCCUCCAAAGGAUGGUGGUUAUCAUACAUUUCCUGCAAAGGCGGAAGGUAUGAAACAACGCAUCCGCGGCGCAAAAUUCCAAGAGCACUUUGACCAAGCACAGCUGUUCUUCAAUUCUCUCUCGGCUCACGAGCAACAGCACCUCAUCAAUGCCAUCUCCUUCGAACUCGACCAUUGCGACGAUCCUGUUGUGUAUGAGGGAUAUAUCAAGGUUCUGAAUUCCAUCAAUUUCGGACUUGCCAAGAAGGUUGCUAUGAACGUUGGUGGUGUCAUCCCUGACAAGCCAGCGAAGCAAGGCCAUGGAAAGAAGAGCAAGGCGCUCUCACAGGGCUACUACAUGCCAAAGGAACCUACCAUCGCAACUCGUCGUAUCGCGGUUUUGGUUGCUGAUAACUUCAAUCUCGAUGAAGUGCGGGCCGUUCGCACGGUUCUCGAGAGUCUCAAGGCUUUGACGCUUGUCAUCGGCCCUCGUCGUGGAGAAAUCUAUCCGGAGGGCGCCAAACACGAACCAGGCAAAGGAUUGGCCGCCGACCACCAUUAUGAAGGCAUGCGGUCGACCUUGUUCGAUGCUGUGUAUAUCCCGUCUGGCAAUCAUGCAUCGCAAUUGGCAGGGAAUGGGCGAGCAAUACACUGGAUUCGCGAGGCGUUCGGGCACUGCAAAGCCAUCGGAGCUGUUGGUGAAGCUGUCCAUUUCCUCCGCCACUCCGUUCAGCUACCCGGCAUCGAUUUCGUGGACGACGACAGUGCGGUAGUCAAAUGCUCCUACGGAGUCGUUACCACAGGUCAUUACCAUGCCAAGCCAGCGGACACGCUCCAAAUCGGUCCGGACAAGGCGGAGUUUGUGGCCAGCUUCGCGUUUGCUGUCAGCCAGCACCGGUGCUUUGAACGGGAAAUGGAUGGGCUGACCGCGAAAGUCGCUUUUUGA